Blepharisma stoltei is the source of this 1995-nucleotide messenger RNA. Lineage: Eukaryota; Ciliophora; Heterotrichea; Heterotrichida; Blepharismidae. The record is from the annotation of a GenBank genome assembly.
AUGGCAGAAACUUAUUCAACAAGAGAGCUGGAAUGGUUUAACUUAGAAACAAGAAUGAGAGACCUACUCCACGAACAGCUCUCUAGUAUUGGAGUAAAAGCUGUGAAAGACAGAGAAUCUCAAACUCAACUGAAAAUUACAACUAUGCAACUUGAAAAAAGGAUUGAAGAGCUCGAAAAAGCAGUUUUAGGAAGCAAUUCUCCUGAAUCAGCUUAUUUUACUAUGAAUUCCAAAAUUGCUGAAAUUGAAGGCUGUAGAAAACAAGACAUUGUUAAGUUCGAUCAAGAAUUUGCAACAUCAAAAGAAAAACUCAGGUUUUUCCAUUCUCAGCUUUCUGGCUUUCAAGAAACAGUUAAGCAUUUAGAAGACAUGAAUGAAAAAAUGAACUUAGAUAUGCAGCAACUGAAAAUACUUAUAGAGGAUAACAAAACAUUGAUUCUUGGAGAAAUAGGCUCGCUAACCGACAGCUUUAAAGAACUGAAUAAAACUUAUGUUGAAAUUGCCAAAAAAGCUGACGAAAGAUCAAUACAAGCUUUGCAUUCAAUCAGCACACAAGCAAUAGAUCUAAAAAAACAAGAACAAAUGAUCCAAGCAUCUAAAAUAGAAUACCUGAAUUUAUCUAAUUUUUUAAGAGAACUACAAGUAGCAAAAGUAGAAAAUAAAGAAUUCGAAGAUGAAAGAGCUAAAACUGAAGAGAGGUUUAAGAAACUUGAAGUAGGGAUAACUGGCAUUAAAGGUGAUAUAGAAAAAAGAGAUAUUUUUAUUGAGAAGUUUUUACCAAUAAAUGUUGCUGCAUAUGUCUCAGACGUCCUUUACAAUAUUGUAGACCCGCCAACAAGAAGAAAGCUAGCUGAAUUUGAAAACUUCAAAUUAAGAGAGCUGCAUAAUGAUGCUCUAGACUGUAAAAUUCCAGACCCAAUAGACACAGCUGUAUCAAAUAUAUUAGAAAAUUUCAAACAUGUAGAACAAAGGAAAAUGGAAACUCUUGCUGAGAAAAAAAAUAGAAAAUGGGACAGAAGCUCCUCAAUUAAAUCUGGGCUCAGCGAAACCACUGGGCAUAGUCAUAAAGAAUCCAAUGGACAUAUCACCACAACGCAGCUUUCUGCUAUUGAAGAAUAUUCCCCUUACAACAGAGAAAGAAUUGCUGAAGACAUGCAUGGGACAUUUGAAAAAAUGCUAGAAGAACAAAUUGGAUUAGCUGAAUACAAGCUCAGGCAAGAAAUUAACGAAAAAACCACAACUAUAAAAGCGUCAUUGAAAUCAAGCACCGAUGAAUGCAUGCUAUUUAUCCAACAAGUAUUGGGUGAUGUAGAAGCAUUAGAUGAAAGGACAAAAAAAGAAAAACUAGAAACGAUUUUGGAGAAUUCUGAGCUGAAAAAAGAAGCUGAAGAGCUUAAAAAAGAAUCAAGUGGUUUAAGGAAUUCUUUGCAUAGCCUUGUACAGAUGGUUGUAUGCCUUGUAGAAAAUGCUCAAAUCGAACAAGCAUUGGCUGCUCAAGACGAAGAAGAUAGGCAUGGGACUGUCCAAAAUCUAGAAAAAGAGCUGUCUAGUGAGCUUGCUUUAGCAAAGCCAAAAAUGACUCCAGAGCCUCUGCCUCAGUCUACUUUGCCUUCUGCAAAUUUUACGUUUCAAAAAAAAUGUCUCGCUUGUGGAGGCGCUACUUCAAUUUUAUCAGGAAUUAGAACUGCCAUGACUUAUAGACCAACACCUCUUUAUUACAGAAAUAAAAAGUUCAAUAGACUUGAGCUGAUUGAGCUCAAAGGAAAAAUGCUAAAAAAUUGCUGGGACUCUGUGUCUGAAAACCUGCCUUGGAAGCAAAAUGAUCUUGAAUCUAUAAUAGCUGAGGCCACAGAUGUUCUUAAGCAGACAGAGAUGUCUAGUGAAAUUUCAAGACCAAUCACAUCUCAAACUACAAGAGAUAAAGGCUCCCGUAUAGCUCCGCUUUUGCGGUCGAAAACCCCGCACAAAGGAAGGAAAUAUAAAGCUCUUUUGUAA